Molecule: messenger RNA, 4428 nt
Organism: Rhea pennata
Lineage: Eukaryota; Metazoa; Chordata; Aves; Rheiformes; Rheidae
Gene: CHRM2
Product: cholinergic receptor muscarinic 2
Exons: 3
Coding region: 246-1646 (466 amino acids)
Biological process (GO): G protein-coupled receptor signaling pathway, coupled to cyclic nucleotide second messenger; chemical synaptic transmission; adenylate cyclase-inhibiting G protein-coupled acetylcholine receptor signaling pathway
Cellular component (GO): synapse; dendrite; plasma membrane
Molecular function (GO): G protein-coupled serotonin receptor activity; G protein-coupled acetylcholine receptor activity
Source: RefSeq, a predicted model, not a curated record
UGCCACCUCUUGUUUAAAGCUUUCAAACCGCCCCCCUCCCUCCUCGCGGAAGAUACGGGAGAGAAGGAUAAAGCGGCCGCCGCGGGGCUCCGAGUGCGCGCAGCCCGCAUGCCGCGGCUGCCCGAGCCGCCUGCACGCCGCAGCCGCCCUCCGCAGCGAGCCGCUUGCAGCGGCAGGGGAUGCAACUUCUUGUAACUGGACCACAGGCUUAAGUGAUAAUUGGGUAUCUUCUUAGCAGCACAGAAAUGAAUAACUCAACGUACAUAAACUCUUCCACUGAAAAUGUGAUGGCUCUGGAGAGUCCCUAUAAAACUGUUGAGGUGGUCUUCAUCGUCCUGGUAGCAGGGUCUCUCAGUCUAGUCACCAUAAUCGGGAACAUCCUGGUCAUGGUGUCAAUCAAAGUCAACAGGCAUCUGCAGACUGUCAACAACUAUUUCUUGUUCAGCUUGGCAUGCGCUGACUUGAUCAUCGGCGUCUUCUCCAUGAACCUAUAUACCCUUUACACUGUGAUAGGCUACUGGCCCUUAGGGCCUGUGGUGUGCGACCUCUGGCUGGCUCUUGACUACGUGGUCAGCAAUGCCUCCGUAAUGAACCUCCUCAUUAUCAGCUUUGACAGAUAUUUCUGUGUUACCAAGCCUCUGACCUACCCUGUAAAGCGGACCACUAAGAUGGCAGGCAUGAUGAUUGCAGCUGCUUGGGUGCUGUCAUUCAUCCUGUGGGCCCCUGCAAUUCUCUUCUGGCAGUUCAUUGUUGGGGGAAGGACUGUCCCAGAUGGAGAUUGCUACAUACAGUUUUUUUCCAAUGCUGCUGUCACUUUUGGCACUGCCAUUGCAGCCUUCUAUUUACCUGUUAUCAUCAUGACUGUCCUUUACUGGCAAAUCUCUCGAGCCAGCAAGAGCCGGAUAAAGAAAGGGAAAAAGGAAGCUGCCCAAAACCAGGAUACAGUUUCCCCCAGCCUUGUCCAAGGUAAAAUAGUGAAACCAAACAAUAAUAACAUCUCAGGCAGUGGGGAUGGGCUGGAGCACAGCAAAAUCCAGAAUGGAAAAACCACUGGAGAGUCUGUGACAGACAACUGUGUUCAAGGGGAGGAGAAAGAGAGCUCCAAUGACUCCACCUCUGUCAGUGUUGUCGCCUCCAACAUGAAAGAGGAUGAAGCUGCCAAAGAGGCCAGCCAGGCUUCUGCCUCCCAGGACCAUCUCAGAGUGGAAAACUCCAAGCUGACAUGCAUCAGAAUAGUCACCAAGUCACAAAAGGGUGACUGCUGUGCAUCCACCAACACAACUGUGGAGAUUGUAGGCACUAACGGGGAGGAGAAGCAAAACAGUGUAGCCCGGAAGAUUGUCAGGAUGACAAAGCAGCCAGCCAAAAAGAAAUUGCCUCCUUCUAGAGAAAAAAAAGUGACAAGGACUAUUUUGGCCAUUCUCCUGGCCUUCAUCAUCACCUGGACCCCAUACAAUGUGAUGGUGCUCAUCAACAGCUUCUGCACAUCCUGCAUUCCUGGUACCGUAUGGACUAUAGGUUACUGGCUCUGUUACAUCAACAGUACCAUCAACCCUGCUUGUUAUGCUCUCUGCAAUGCUACUUUCAAGAAGACCUUUAAGCAUCUUCUUAUGUGUCAUUACAAGAAUAUAGGAGCUACAAGGUAAAAGUAAUAAUAAUAAUAAUAAUUAAUAACAGAAAGGGUGAAGAAGUUCCAAGCUGAAUAAAAAAAAAAAAAAAAAAAAAAAAAACAAUGCUGUAGCACUUUAUGCUCCACUAAGGAAUGUGCAAUCCAGGAUGAUGGUGGAAAUACUGACAUGGGGCUUCAGCUCCAUCCCUGAGAACUACUCUUUAAAUCAUUUUUAAAUUAUUGUCAAUAAAUCUGGAAGACGUGGGGAUGAUAUGAGGAGUUAUUCAAGAAUGUGGACUGGAGGCACACUUCCUUGCUUUCUGAGAAUAUUCUGCAGAAGGGCUUUAGAGUCUAUAACUAUUUUUUCCUACGUCUACUUAAUAUGUUUCCAUCUGGGGGGAUGGGGAGGGACGUGCAAAGGAAUUUUAACAAUAACAGUGUGGAAGGGUCAUCGGGGUUUAGAAGGACUUUGGACAGUCCAAAUGAAUUAUGUAGAAGGUUUCCAAAGCUCAAAGCUGACUAAAUUAAUUUGUCACUCUCAUGUAAGAACCUUAAUGUUGGGCAAAUGAUGGUGAUAAUUAUUUUAUGACAUUUAUGACACUCUCAUUUCCAAAACUGCAUCAAUUCUGAAAGUGUAUUUCCUACCCAACAUGUAACCAUUGCCAGUCUGUUUAUUAUUCAAAAUCUGCCAGUUCUCCCUAUCUAGGGAACUCUGUCUCAUGAUCUCUUAACCAAGUCAGGAUAAAAGGAAAAAAGCCGUCGUUUCCAGAUUGAUACACUCUAAGACUGUUUCAGCAUCCGUGUAGGUCAAAGCCUUUGAGACAGAUACAAAACCAGAUACUGAAAUAGCCUGGAUGGGAGCUGGUGGGAGUUAAGUUCCAGAUAUUAUUCACUACUCUGCACCAGCUCAAAUUCAGAUUCUUUCUGCCUAGUGAAGAAUUUACUAUUUUAGUAUUCAAUAUUCACUGUAGCACAACUGAGCACUGUGUGGAUUGGACAAAGCGUACCAAAUUACUGAAAACAGCUGUCAGCUGUGCAUCCUGCAUAUUCCAGUUACCUCCUACUUAGUAACUCUAACUUCCAGGCGCUAAUGAAGGUACAUCCAUGGAUUUUGUUAUCCGAAAAGUAGCUUGCUGCAUCAAGUCUCCAAAGAGACUGUCUUCUGGAGUGAAAGCCAAAUGGAACACCAAAUCAUCCUGUUAUUUCACACCACCAUAUUAGAGUCUUCCAAAAUGCACUUCAAAAUAGCAGCCUUUGGAUUAUGGAGAAAUUAGCCUUUCAUAUGCAAGUUUUACCUUUCUAGGAGCUUAUUGGAACUGAGUGUCAAAGCACUUUGGUGAUACGACAAUUUUCAUGUUUCAAGGUACAGAGUCCUGGCAGAAAGGGAAAAUGAGGAGGAUUAACCUACAAUAAAUUAAGGCCACAUUAAACCUGGGAUUAAUAUGUCUUAAUAUGCAUGGCCUGAUUUAACACCUGUAGUGAUUUCAUUCUAAUAUAUCUAAAUGUCUCCAUGCAGCCAAGGAUCUAAUUUUGCAAUCCUCACUCCCCUUGAAGCGUAUUUACUAUCACAAGUUUCAUCUUCCUGCUUGUAAGGAAGAAUUACUCAAUGAUAAGGUUUGUAAAACUAAGUGCGGCAUUUCUUUAAAAACUACAUUCCCUAGGCAUAUCUUGACAGCUCAAAGGAAAGACUUGUAUGAUCAUUUCUAUGUCAUUUAGUCUCUUAAAGUGCUGAAAAUGCAGCUAAAAAUCAAAGAUAAAAUGAAAUAUGUUCGUUUUCUAAAUCUUAUUUCUUUAGAAAAGUUUUCUGAGAGAAACCCAGAUGCUCCUUUCUUUCAGCAGUAGUACAGCUUCCCAAAGUGGGAAAGAAUGGUUUGUAUGUUCUUAUAAGUCACCUUUUAACUUCAGUUUUCCAGCAGGUGUACAAAUGCUUUACUCUGACCUUCAAAGCUAGCACUUUUUCGUAAAUUGUGAAUUCCUCUAACAGCUAAGGACAUGUACACAGGUUAAGAAGUCCAAGCUAUAGGAUGCAAUUACACCUGCUCUCUGCUCUGCUUCCUGCAGCCCCCUGUCAUCCACUCACCCCUUGGAGCCUCUCCUCAGCCAUUUCACACCCUGGCUGGUGAAAGGAUCCCAGCUGCAUUUCCACCUUACAGCUUCCAGGCUGGCAGUUUUCAUGUCCCACAACACCUGAGCAAAGCUGUACAGGUAAUUCAUGGACUGGGAAAAAAAAAAGCAGUGAGCACAUCUUGCCUUCCCCCUUUCUUUCUCCUUAUUAAUCAUUUCCAGAAAGGGGCUAAAACUGAAGCAGCCUUACCCUUUGCGGUAGCCUGGGUACAGUAGGAUCUGCCAUGCUGACAGCCCCAUGGCAGAUGACUUGUACUGUCACAGGUCAUCCCUACCUUUGUUUUCUAAAGAGAAGGCAACGAUCUGCAGAUGUGUCAAUCUGACUGGCAUCUUCUGUGAGCACUGAAGUCAUUUGUAGUUAAAAAAAAAAAAAAAGAACAAGAAAAAGAGAUAAUACAAUUGUCAGCUGAAGUAAUAUUGAGAAAUCUAUCUUCCAGUGAGUACAAAACCUAAAGAAAAUAUCUGUCAGCUUUCUAUCUGGGAUUUUCUCUUGAUUUAUUAGAAAUCAUGAGGAUUCAUUUGAAGAUGUCACAGGAUUCAAACAUUGCUUGAUGAAAAAUAGUCCAAAGCCAAUAAAGUCCAGAUUUCUUUUCCUUUCCUUUCCUUUCCUUUUCUCUCCUCUCCUCUCCUCUUCUUUUCUUUUUUCUUUCCUUUCCUUUCCUUUCCUUUCCUUUCCUUUCCUUUCCUUUCCUUUC